GUCCCGGGCAUGGAGAUACCUACUCAUAUGAAGGCUUGGAUGUAUUACGAGUACGGAAGCUUCACCGAUGUCCUGAAAUUCGAUGAGGCCAAAACAACUAGUGUGCCGCAGGUUAAAGAUGACCAGGUACUCAUCAAGGUUGUCGCCGUGGCGCUUAAUCCGAUCGAUGCCAAAAGAAUGACCGGGUUUUUCAAGCCCACAGAUUCUCCUCUUCCUACUAUCCCGGGGUACGAUGUGGGCGGAGUGGUGGUUAAGGUGGGAGCGCAAGUGAAGCAGCUGAAAGUAGGAGAUGAAGUAUAUGGGAACAUAAACGAGAAACCUUUAAGAGACACCAAACAAUUCGGAUCGUUGGCAGAGUACACGGCAGUUGAAGAGAAGCUGUUGGCUCUGAAGCCCAAAAAUCUGAGUUUUCCUGAAGCUGCUGGGCUUCCACUUGCCAUUGAGACUGCUUAUCAAGGCCUUGAAAGAUGUGGGCCUUUACAUGGUAAAUCUGUUCUUGUUUUGGGAGGUGCUGGUGGGGUUGGAUCUCUUGUCAUUCAGCUUGCAAAGCACGUGUUUGGGGCUUCUAGAGUAGCAGCUACAUCCAGCUCUGGGAAACUAGAGUUUUUGAAGAGUUUGGGUGUUGAUUUGGCCAUUGACUACACCAAGGAGAACUUGGAAGACCUACCAGAGAAGUUUGAUGUUGUAUUUGAUGGAAUUGGGCAGAGCAACAAGGCAGUGAAGGCGAUGAAAGAAGGCGGGAAUGUCGUGGGGAUAAUCGUUGAGGUCACCCCUCCUGCUUACCGAAUGAUUGUGACUUCAGAUGGAUCUGUUUUAGAAAAACUGAACCCUUUCUUGGAGAGCGGAAAGGUAAAGCCAAUAGUUGACUCUAAGGGCCCGUUUCCAUUCUCUCAAGUCGCUGAAGCUUUUGCUUAUCUAAAAACUGGCAAAGCUAUUGGAAAAGUCGUCAUCUAUCCAAUUCCAUAAAAUGUGCUUGUAAUAAGCCGUUUUCAUGACUUUCAAUUCCAUUUGUGGCGUAUGCGCUAAAAACUAGCUUAAAUAAAGAUGAUUAUCUAGAUGCAAGAGAGUAUCUGCUUUUGGCUUCAGCUUCGUAACAAAUUAGUAGCUAAUUUGUUGUUCAGCUUCAAAUGGGA
Molecule: messenger RNA, 1133 nt
Organism: Rhododendron vialii
Lineage: Eukaryota; Viridiplantae; Streptophyta; Magnoliopsida; Ericales; Ericaceae
Product: 2-methylene-furan-3-one reductase-like
Exons: 4
Coding region: 10-966 (318 amino acids)
Molecular function (GO): zinc ion binding; oxidoreductase activity, acting on the CH-CH group of donors, NAD or NADP as acceptor
Source: RefSeq, a predicted model, not a curated record